Molecule: messenger RNA, 1896 nt
Organism: Brachypodium distachyon (stiff brome)
Lineage: Eukaryota; Viridiplantae; Streptophyta; Magnoliopsida; Poales; Poaceae
Product: cytochrome P450 89A2
Exons: 1
Coding region: 172-1701 (509 amino acids)
Cellular component (GO): membrane
Molecular function (GO): heme binding; iron ion binding; oxidoreductase activity, acting on paired donors, with incorporation or reduction of molecular oxygen, NAD(P)H as one donor, and incorporation of one atom of oxygen
Source: RefSeq, a predicted model, not a curated record
AAAUAUCAGUGAAUGUGACAACACGUACUACUCCUAUAAUAUAUUCUCUACGACAACUAAAGAGUCUACUUAAGCAUAGAUAAUUGGAUAAUUUGGGUGCUUAUCCCUAAAUGCAGAUAAACAGAAAUCUCACUCGCGCGCAGUCAGAAGUCAGAACUGAUCAGAGCUGCAAUGAUGGAGCUCGCCACCGCCUGGCCAUGGACAUCGCUCCUCCUGCUCGCCACCCUCCUCUUCUUUCUCCACAACCGUACCCGUCAAGGAGGCGGCAGGACGAAGAAGACGAACAAGGGGCUUCCUCCGGGCCCGCCGGGGCUGCUCUUCCUGGCCAGGUUCCUGGCCCUCCGGCGGUCCAUCUUCCACCUGGGCCCGCUCCUCCGCGACCUGCACGCGCGCCACGGGCCAGUCAUCUCCGUCCGCCUCUUCAACCGCACGCUCAUCUUCGUCGCCGACAGAGGGGUGGCCCACCGCGUGCUGGUCCAGGGCGGCGCGGCCUUCGCGGACCGCCCGCCGCUCGCCGAGCCCGGCCGCCUCUUCACCUCGGGCGCCCGCGACAUCAGCACCUCACCCUACGGUGCCUACUGGCGCCUCGUCCGCCGCAACCUCGCCGCCGAGGCCCUGCACCCGUCCCGCGUCGCGCUCUUCGCGCCCGCCAGGCGCCGCGCGCGCGACGCGCUCCUCGGCGACCUCAGCACGAGUAGCAGAAACGAUGCCGACGGGGUUGUCACCGUGAGGCGGGCGUUCCGGCGCGCGAUGUUCGAGCUCCUCCUGCAAAUGAGCCUCGGCGCCACGCUUUCACCGGCGGCAAUCGAGGAGGUCCAGGAGCUGCAGCUGAGCAUCCUCCGCUCCAUCACCAGCUUCCCGAUCUUCUCCUUCUUCCCGAGGAUCACCAAGAGGCUCUUCCGGGCGCGGUGGGAGGGGUACGUGGCCGUGCGCCGGAGGCAGGACGAGAUCUUCCUCCCGCUGAUCCACGCCAGGCGAGAGCGGCGAGACCUUGCCGACGGCGGCCCGCCGUGCUACGCCGACUCCCUCCUCGCGCUGCGCGUGGCCGAGGAAGGCGGCCGGGCGCUGACGGACUCCGAGGUGGUCAGCCUCUGCUCCGAGUUCCUGAACGCCGGGACGGACACCACGGUGACCGCGCUGGAGUGGAUCAUGGCGGAGCUGGUGAGCCACCCGGACAAGCAGGCCAAGGUGUACGAGGAGGUGAAGGCCAAGCCGGAGGAGCUCAGUGACGGCGACCUGGAGGCCAUGCCGUACCUGAAGGCCGUGGUGCUGGAAGGGCUGCGGCUGCACCCGCCGGGCCACUUCCUCCUCCCGCACGGGGUGCAGGGCCACGGCGCCGAGAUCGGCGGCCACGCCGUGCCCAAGGGCGCGGAGGUCAACUUCCUGGUGGCCGACUUCGGGCGCGACGAGGAGGCGUGGUCGGCGGCGCGGGAGUUCCGGCCGGAACGGUUCAUUGAGGGCGGCGAGGGGCACGGCGUGGACGUGACGGGGAGCAGGGAGAUCAGGAUGAUGCCCUUCGGCGCCGGCCGUAGGAUGUGCCCCGGGUACACGCUGGGCAUCCACCACGUCGAGUACUUGAUCGGCAGCCUGGUGAGGGAGCUCGAGUGGCUGCCGGCGGAGGAGGUGGACUUGGCCGAGGAGCUGGAUUUCACCACCGUCAUGAAGCAUCCUCUCCGCGCUCGCGUCAUCCCAAGGACUUGAUCGUGUUACUGCAAUACUAUUAGCUAGCACUAGUGGUGAGACUCUGUUCUAUAAGAAUCAGAUAUAUUCAGAAAAAUCAACUACUGAUCACUGAUCAGGCAAGGUGAUCUUGGGAAAUAAAUUGUACAGAACAUAUUUAUGUUAAUACAUGUUGAGCUUAAGAUAUAUAGUACCAGAACAAACCCAUAUUUGCUA